This is a messenger RNA of Cinara cedri, 5350 nucleotides long. NCBI's taxonomy places the organism in Eukaryota, Metazoa, Arthropoda, Insecta, Hemiptera, Aphididae. The record is from the annotation of a GenBank genome assembly.
AAUACAAGUAUAGAAAUUACGCUUUCGGACCGUUGUUAUUUAUCCUUAUCAUUUUCCGUCCCCUACCCGACGAUGGCGAUGAUAACAAAAAACAAGUCAAAACCGACGUUUUCUAUGGACGAUAUUAAGUGCGGAUACGAUCGUAGGAGUACGGCAAGUACUCGGUGCUUUACGAUUUACCGUAGGCGUGUACUGCCCGUGCUGCUGUCGACUAUUGUAAUAAUAAUAUAAUAUUAUGUUUGGAAGUUCGAGAAACGUACGUAAUAUUAUUAAUAUUUCGCAUUGCAUUACCGUUAGUUAACGCGCCGUUCACGUCGCCGAAGAAUCAUUUUAAUUUACAACACGCAUGUUUCUGUUGAAUUAUUACCAUCCCUUGAUGUCAUGUAUGACUGACGUCCAAAACUCCAAGUGUCGAGCUUCCAAUAAACGUAAGUCCAGCCGUAUUGGCCGUGUGUGUGUGUGUGUGAUCAGAAAAUAUUGCAUAUUGCGCAUACACACAUUGCCAUUCAAUACCUAUAAAAUUGUAUUGCCUUCGAAAUUAGCGUGUAAUUAUUUUUAUUGGUGGACAAUUCGCAUCCAUCGAUUUCACACAACACGUAUCUAAAUUGGUGGAGGUCAUGUUAUUUUAUUAGGCAUGUUUUUUUUUGUUUUUGUUUUUUUUUUUUUUUUUGUUUUUUUUUGUUUUUUUUUUUAUUAAAUUAGGUUUGUUUUUAUUGAAAUGGGCGUAAACAAUUUAAUCUCAUUCACCUUCACCAGAUUUGCCUGCCAACACUCAAUAGUUUUAAUAAGAAUUAACAAUAAUAAUUCGCAAACAAAAUUAAAUAAUAUAUAAAGAUAUUAUUUUUCUAUUUGUAGGUAGAUACACUACAACUACACUAGCUAUUGUCGUUUGUUUCUAUGAUAGGUACUAAUGUACAUGUACAUAUGUUUUUUAAACUUUGAAGUAAACAAUGUAAUUAGUGUCUAAUAGGUGCAGUGUUAUUAUUAAUAUUAUUGUGUUUUUUGUAAAUCUGACAAAAUAUAAAAAUUACUUUUUAAAAAAGAUAAUAAUAAUCUCGAUAAUUAGUCAAGUACAACAGAACUAAGCCGUCUGUAAUAAAAAUCUAGUUUAUAUGGUACUUGAUUUUCUGAAUUAAAUAUAUUAACAAUAAACACAUGUUUAAUAUAUAGACUAAUAUCACUAAUAACCAAUCAUUAUUUUGUUAUAGUUUAUGACUAUAUUAUAUUUUUAUCCACCUAUCAUAUUUUCCCUACCUAAUUAAAUUAAAGAUUAAUAAAAUACUGAAAAUACUCAUUAUACAAUAAAGUGAAUAAGUCAUCACUCGUUAUAAUUAAAGCUCCUUAUCAUAUAGAAUGUUUAGCUGUCCUAGCCUUUUUAAACACUGGGCCCACCAAAAGUUAAAAUACAUAGGUAAUAGAUUAUUAAACGUUGACAAUUAUUAAGAUAAAUAAAAGAUUAUUACUGAAUUUUUAAUAGGUAUUAUGAAAAUAAUUGUAAUUUAAUUUAAAAAUAAUAAAACAUACAGAAAAAUGCAUAUAUCUUACAGUAUUAAUAAUUUUUAUAAAAUAUUUUUGUUUUUCUAAGUUUUAAUUUCAGUACUAAAUUGAUUUUAUUUUAGAUAAUGGCCCGGAUAAUGGUGUUAUCAAGUCAUCCCAUCAUUAUACAAAAAUAUCAAAGUAUCAAAAUGGAGUUAUACGAAAUGGUCACCUAAAACCUUGGAAAAAAAAUCUUUAUUCCAAUGAAGGUUAUCCAGACAACUAUACCGAUAAAUCUUUCCUAGAAGAAUUAAGAAAAAAUCUUCAUGUACGAAAACUUACGCUUCUGGAAGCUAUCCUUGGAGCUGGUUUGAUUACACAGAGAUUAUGUAUAGUGGUAAUAUUUGCUUUAUCUUUUUACGCUCUGAAUUGCAAUCAGAUUUCUCCACUAUUCUUGUUGAUUUCUACCUCGAGUUUUAGUUUCAUGUCCUAUCUCUUGCUGUAUGAAAAUUCAAAGAUAAUUCCAUUGUGGUUGUUGAAGUCAGCGUGUGCAUUUGUCAUAUCUGGUUAUAUCCUAUCGCCCGUAUUAAAAACACUAACAGAAACUAUUAGUACAGAUACUAUAUACGCCACAGCUACGGUUAUGAUGUGUGUGCAUCUAAUAUUUUUUGACUAUGGCGUAUCAGCGGUUAUAGUAUCAACAUCGUUGUCAUUGAAUGCUGCCUUGUUUGGUUCGAUUUGUCUGUGCUCAAGACUACAAACAGCAUUUCAUGUAUUUGUGUUUAUCACGAUAGCUGUACAGUGUUUUGCUGUAUCACCGAUACUAUUAUCUCCGAUCAAAUCUUCCAUUUCUAUUUUAUUGUCAUUUGUAACCGUUACCCUUGUACUGUGUACGAGGGUAUCAUCUUUGUUGAGCGGAUUGUUUUUAUGUACCGCUGUGUUCAUCAAUCUGAUAUGUCCAUAUUAUUUUGUUAAAUGGCAUUCAUACAAAGAUAAUAUUUAUGGACCGUGGGAUGAAGCUAUUGUGCAAGACAUUAAAAUAAAAGAUUUCCAUAUAGACUGAGAAAUAAUAAGGGUAUACUAAAGGAUGUGUAUAUGUUAACCAGUACAAUAUUUUUAUCUCGGUUUUCCAUAAAGUUACCAUUCUUUUAUUUUAUAUUAUGCUUAACUAUAUUUUUUAAUACAUCAAUAAUAAUCAUUAGAAAAUACCUAUGUUUUCAUUCCUUAAAGACAUUAGUAAUUAUUUUUCAAUAUAAAUGACAGCAAAACCAAAAAAUUAUUAGGAAUUACUAUGUAGACCAUUUGUUUUUCUGUUAUUAUAGUCACUGGGUUUUACUUUUUUAUCAUAAUUUUAUAUAUUUUUGAGAUAUUAAUUGUGUUUUACACAUAACUCAAUAUUUUUAAUUUUUUACUAAGUAUUGUAUUAAUAUUCAUCAUCCCACCAACUUAUAUUUUGUUAUUAAUAUUAUAUAAUGUAAUUUUUUUUUUAAUAUUUUAAAAUACAUUUUUUUUUUCAUAGGAAUGCCAACUCUAAAGUUUAUUAUUCUAAAACUAUGAUUAAAAGCUCAAUUGCCAUGUUUUGUUAAAAAUACAAAUUUAUUUAAUAAAUGUAGUCACAAUUAUCAUAUUAUAUUACUAUAGCAAAUUAUGUUGGCAUUUUCAAAACUAUUAAUUGUAAUUGUUUUUAGUUAAUUCUACAGUAUAUAAUAGUAGUACAAUAUAAUCUAAUAUCCUAUUAUAAUUUAGGUAAAUUUUAAUUUGCUGUCAACUAUACAAUACAUUAAAUUUGGUGUAUUUUAAAUGGCAUAGGCAUGUUGCACUGGUGUUAUGUGAUAUUAUUAUAUAUUUUUAAUACAUACAUUAUAUAAUGUUAAGCAAUAAAUUAAGAAAUAAUUUCGUAAUGGCAGAAUCUCAAAGCCCAGAAAUUAUGCCGAUGAUAUUGACAAAUAUCAAAACAUUAUGUCAUCAUUAGUUUUAAAGUAUUGGAAUAAACUUACUCAAAUAAAAAGAUUUUAUACCAUUUUAAAUUCUUUUUGAAAAUAAAUCCAAAAACCUUAUUUUGAAAUGUUUUUAUUUACCAUAUAAUACACUUUUUUUUGAACUCGAAAAAUAGUUUCAAUUUGUGACAAAAACAAUUUUAAAAUUUAAAACUAGAUUUUAUACAGUCACAUAAGAAAUAAUGUAUAUAAUAUUAUUAUUAUUUUAAAACAUAUAAAUGAUACUAUUUGUUUUAUUAGUAGUAUUAAAAAUAUCAUUAUUUUGAAUAUUUAUUCUUAAAACAAAAUAUAAGUAUUCUAUAUAAGACGGGACCUAUACAAAUUUUUUUUUAAUUCUAAAUCAUAUUGUUGAGAUUCUUUCAUAAUUGUUAAUUAAUUUGAUCAUAGGGAGAAAUUGUAAAUACACUGAAAAUAAGACAUUAGGCAAUUAUAUCAAGGAAAAAAUGUUCCAAUUUUAGAAAACUUGAAUGAUAGACUUUGAGAUACAAAUUUGUCCAAAUAAUAAAUAUUGUUAACCUCACCUAAGUAAUUCAUUUGUAUUAAAUAUAUUAUUAUACAUUAUUUACUAGUUAUUUAAAAAACAAAGACUAAAUAUUUUAAUUUUUGUAGUGUUCCACGUAUCUCUUUAUGUACAUACACAUGUUCAACUUAAGAAUUACCAUAUACUUUCUAAAAUAAUGAUAAAGUAUUACACAAAACUAAUAAAAAAAAAUAUGCAUUCAUUUUUGAUAAAAUUAAAAUUUAUUACAAGUCCUGCCCAUUGUAUUAUUGUGUAUCAUCAAUUAAAAAUCAAUAGUUUUAUUAUUUUAGAAAGUAGUGGCAAUUCAUCCUUUUUGUCUUGUACUCAAGAUUAAAAAUUAUAUGCGAUUAUAAUAAUUAUGUGUCUAUAGUUAUAUGAUAAGAGUCGAAAUACAUAUUUGUUGGUUUCUAUAUAUCAUUGAGUUUUCUAAAUAAAAUUAGCAAAGUAGAUAGGUAGUAAUAUCAUUGGAAUUUAUUGAGUUAUUGUUUGUUGCACUUUAAUUUUUUUUUUUAUGUACGUUAUGUUUUUCAUAUUUUGAUUGUUAUUGUUAUUUUAAUGUUGUUAUUACCAUUAAGUACAAAAAACCAAAUAAAUUCAAUCUAAUAUUUAUUAUUAUGUGUAAGAAAUUUGUACAAAAUUACAAUAUGUACCUAUAUAUUGAAAAUGUCCAUUCGUGUCAUUCGUUAAACAACUUCUUCAGUUCGAAGUAACAUAUGACAUUAUUGAUCUACUGUGUGAUAUACUGAAAAGUAAAAUGAAAACUGUUUUUCACAUAAUUUAAUUUAAUUAUAUAAAUUAUUAUUUAAAGUAUCACCUGUUACAAUUAUUUAAAAAUUGAAUAUAAAAAAAAAAAAUGUCAUUUAUAUAACUAAUAUAUUUAUACAAUACUACUAAUUACCUACUUUCUAUUUGCUUUUUUUUAACGUGUUGCUAACUUAACAACAGUAGGACUCUAGGGUUUAACAGGAGCUUUAUAUCAGUCUUCCAGAUUGAUGUGUUAAAAUCCAUUUGUGUUCACAACCCGGAGUCCCUGAUAUUAGGAAUAUUAUUUUUGUAUUUUAUUUGUUCAUUAACCAGUAACAAUUUCAGUGUUUUGUGGUAUGCAUACACGUAUCAAUUCUUAUAAUAAGUACUUAUUUUUUUAAACAGUAGCCAAUUUAUUAUGAAGAUGAAAUUUAUCUGUAUAUUAUAUAAUAUUACACUCACCUAAUGCUCAUACAUGUUGAAUAAAUCACACGGAAUUAAGGAACUAUAUUAAUUGUAUUAUCUAUAGUACCCUAACGGAAUUAUCCCAAAAUGUUUGUCUAUUUUUAUUGUUUCCUUUUCAUUUAUACAAUAUAAUAUAAGAGAAUACAUG